Volvox carteri f. nagariensis is the source of this 2879-nucleotide messenger RNA. RefSeq lists its product as uncharacterized. Gene Ontology annotation, cellular component: endoplasmic reticulum exit site; COPII vesicle coat. Lineage: Eukaryota; Viridiplantae; Chlorophyta; Chlorophyceae; Chlamydomonadales; Volvocaceae. The transcript has 9 exons. Bases 1 to 2295 code for a protein of 764 amino acids. Gene Ontology annotation, biological process: COPII-coated vesicle budding; COPII-coated vesicle cargo loading; intracellular protein transport. Gene Ontology annotation, molecular function: GTPase activator activity; zinc ion binding. The record is from RefSeq and is a predicted model, not a curated record.
AUGGACUUUGCGGCGCUUGAGGAUAUCGAUGGAGUUCGCCUUACUUGGAACAUUUGGCCGAACAGCAAGCUAGAGGCGACUAAAUGCGUUAUCCCGUUCGCUUCAGUCUAUACGCCAAACAAGCGCUUACCGACUAUGCCGGUGUUGCCGUACGAGCCCAUCCCCUGCAAGCAGUGCUCGGCAAUUCUCAACCCAUAUGCGCGAGUGGACUUCUACUCGAAGGUCUGGAUAUGCCCUUUCUGCCAUUCACGGAAUCACUUCCCAGCGCACUACCAGGGCAUCUCCGACACGAGCAUGCCGGCCGAGCUGUAUCCCAACUACUGCACCAUUGAAUACACGCUGCCGAAGACGGUAGCACCGCACCCGCCGGCCUAUAUCUUCCUCAUCGAUACAUGCGUAUCUGAGGACGAGCUGGGAGCCUGCAAGACCGCAAUCAUGCAGGCAAUCCAGACGCUGCCCGAGUACGCAUACGUGGGCCUGGUCACGUUCGGCACACAUGUGCACGUAUACGAGCUGGGCUUCACGGAAUGCUCCAAGUGCUUCGUCUUCCGUGGAUCAAAGGAGUACACGAGCCAGCAGAUUAUCGAGCAGCUGGGCAUCCGUGGGGGUGCAGCGCCGCGGCCCGGCGGGCCUGCAGCUGCUGGGCAGCCUGGGCCGCCCACUGGCGCCCCGCAGCGGCGCUUCCUGAUGCCGCUGGGCGAAUGUGAGUUUACUCUUACCACGGCGCUUGAGGAGCUGCAGAAGGACUCCUAUCCGGUCAUCGCUACGCACCGGCCGGCCCGCUGCACGGGCACGGCCAUGCAGGUGGCGGCGGCCUUGUUGGGCGCGUCGGUGCCCAUCGGCAGCUGUGCGGCGCGCAUCCUUCUGUUUGUGGGCGGGCCAUGCACGGAGGGCAGCGGCAAGGUGGUGAACCGGGAGCUCACGGAGGAAAUCCGUUCGCAUAAGGACCUCGCUAAGGACGGUGCACCGCAUUACCGCAAGGCGAAGAAGUUCUACGAUGGCCUGGCUGCGGAGCUGGUGGCGCAUGGCCACGCACUUGACAUUUUUGCGUGCGCUCUCGACCAGGUGGGUGUCGCCGAGAUGAAAGACGUGGUGAUGACGACCGGAGGCCUCACGGUGCUGACGGACACGUACCACAACAUCGUGUUCCGGGACUCCCUGAAGCGCCUGUUCGCACGCGACGGUGAGGACUGCUUCCUGGGUCUCUCCUCCAACGCGACAUUCGAGGUCAUUCCGUCUCGGGAUAUCAAGGUGGCUGGCCUGCUGGGGCCCGCCGCGCGCGUGGACAAAAAGAGCCCCUACGUGGCGGACGUGGAGGUGGGGCUUGGCGGAACCACCACAUGGAAGCUGUGCAGCCUGGACUCCGAGACCAGCCUGGCCGUGCUGUACGAGGUCACCGCCGCUACCAACCGGGAUGCAGGCGAUGCGCAGGCGAACGCGCAGUUUUUCCUGCAGUUCAUCACGCGGUACCUACACUGGACGGGUGAGCUGCGCUGCCGUGUGACAACCGUCACGCGCCGCUGGAUUGACGGCAGCCAAGUCGGGGAGGUCAUCGCAGGCUUCGAUCAAGAAGCGGCCGCUGUGCUUAUGGGACGCCUGGCAACGCACAAGAUGGAGACGGAGGAGGACUUUGACGCGACACGGUGGCUUGACCGCGCACUGAUCCGCCUGGCGCAGCGCUUUGGCGACUACCGCAAAGACGACCCGCAGUCCUUCAACCUGCGGUCCGAGCUCAGCUUCUAUCCGCAGUUCAUGUUCCACCUGCGGAGGAGCCCAUUCGUGCAGGUCUUCGGCAACAGCCCGGACGAGACGGCCUACUACCGGAUGGCGUUGUUCCGGGUGUCGGUCCCAGACGCCAUGGUGAUGAUUCAACCGCAGCUGAUGGCAUACCACUUCAACGGACCACCGGAGCCCGUCCUUUUGGACGUCUCAUCCAUCUUGCCAGAGCGCCUCCUCUUGCUAGACGCCUACUUUUACGUCGUCGUGUUCCACGGCACUACCAUCGCGCAGUGGCGCAAGGCGGAGUACCACCGGCAGCCCGAGCAUGUCGCAUUCGCGCAGGUGCUGUCAGCGCCUCAGGCGGAGGCGAAGGAGAUUGUCAAGCGGCGGUUCCCAGUGCCCAAGAUUGUCGAAUGCGAUAACAACGGCAGUCAGGCCCGCUUCCUGCUUGUCAAGCUUAACCCAUCCUCCACAUACACGUCGGCAACGCCAAUGUCGGCGGAGGUGAUCAACACCGACGACGUCAGCUUGGCGACGUUCACGGAGCACCUGAAGCGGCUGGCGGUGCAGUCUUGAGCAGCAGGGGACGCGUGAUGACGUUGGGGCCCCGCUGCCGACAUUGCAUGAAAACUCCCUAGAUGGAUUGGGGGGCAUUGGGCUGCUUGACUAGGUUUUGACUUCGGGUGUUUGCAUUUGGGAGUGUUUCUGGUUUGAUCCAUCACGGCACAUUGACGGUCUUGCGGAGAGGCAGGCUUGCCCGGGUGAUGUGCACGGGGUACUUGCGAGUUGUUUGCUGAGGUUGGGUCUGUGACGAGAGAAAUUCUUAGGGACUGACUCUUUGACCGGGUCGGUGUCUGGUUGGACAGCAGAGAUGGCUAUUAUGACCUUCAUGUGUGCUUCGUACAGCGAACGGUGUAGGGCAGGCUGAGGCGCCUGACGUUGGUAUCCGGGCGAUUAAUCAUGGAUAGGCCUAUUGUUCGUUUGGAGCCCUUCGCAUUGGGCACAUCACGGUGGUUCAGCUGUUAGGGUUACUGUGUGGACCUCGCCGCCGGUAAUCCGUUGGCUCCUUAACUGGCCGUGUGGUACGCAUGCGCUGUCACCAAGUGCGGCUGUAUCGAUAAUCCCUUCAAACAAGGGCACAUAUGUAAUUAUGACUUAGA